AUGCAUCUUCUUCUAUCCUUUCUCCUCCUCUUUUCCCUGAGCUACACUGUCCUGUCUAUACCCACAAUCUCUCGGCCCCGACGAGAAGGCCGGUCCUUCCGGGUCGAGCAAGUCAAACGCAGCGACUAUGUGGCCCACGGACCCGCAGCUCUGCGCAACGCAUACCGCAAAUACGGCAUUGCGCUGACCGACUUCAACGGGGUCGAUCUGGAGGAUUUCGAGCCGCUUGAGGUGAAACAUUCUAGCGCCGUGGCGGGUGAUCAAGACACGGCGCCGGGGUCAGAUCAGACCGGUGCUGUGAGUGCGACCUCCGUGCAGAGCGAUGUGGAAUUCGUGUCGCCGGUGGUGGUUGGCGGACAGAAUGUGUCGCUGAUAUUUGAUACUGGGUCUGCGGAUAUGUGGGUGAUGAACACGAAACUCCCGGAAUCCCUCCUACAUGGCCACACAGCCUUCGACCCCAAGAAAUCCCGCACAUUCCACGACGUCGAAGGCGGCGAGUUCAACAUCUCGUACGGCGACUCAUCGUACGCCUACGGCGGCGUUGGCAAAGACACCGUCUCAAUCGGAGGCGCCACAGUCGCCGAGCAGACCUUCGGCCUACCCACCAGCGUCUCGGAAUCCUUCACCGAAGACACCGCCUCGAACGGGCUGGUAGGACUGGGCUUCUCCUCGAUCAACACCAUGCAGCCCGGCCCGCAGAAGACCUUCUUCGACAACGUCGCCGCCAGCCUCGACGAGCCCGUGCUGACCGCGCGGCUGCGCAGCGACGGUGUCGGCGAGUACGAGUUCGGGAGGGUUGAUCAGAGAAAGUACUCCGGCUCGCUGGUUAACAUCUCUGUCGAUGCCUCCAAUGGCUUCUGGCAGUUUGAUGCGGGCCAGUUUGCGGUGGGCGAUGGGCCGCUGCGCAAGGUUACGGGGCGCUCGAUUGCUAUUGCUGAUACGGGCACGUCGCUUAUGCUGGCGAGCUCGGAUCUUGUUCAGGCGUACUAUCGGGAGGUUGGUGGUGCUUUGUAUGCCGGCAGUGUCGGCGGCUAUAUCUAUCCGUGCAAAACGGAUCUGCCCAACUUGUCUGUGGCGCUGGGGAAUAAGUUCAAGGCGACUAUCCCCGGGUCGUUUAUCCAUUUUGCAGAGGUGGGCAAGAAUAAGACGACUGGUGAACAGUUGUGCUUUGGGGGCGUCCAGUCGAACGAAGGUAGCGAUAUGCAGAUCUUUGGCGAUGUGUUCCUCAAGUCCUUGUUCGUGGUGUUUGAUCAACGAGGACCGUCGCUUGGAUUUGCAUCUCCGACAUAG
Molecule: messenger RNA, 1290 nt
Organism: Penicillium alfredii
Lineage: Eukaryota; Fungi; Ascomycota; Eurotiomycetes; Eurotiales; Aspergillaceae
Product: pepsin-like aspartic protease
Exons: 3
Coding region: 1-1290 (429 amino acids)
Biological process (GO): proteolysis
Molecular function (GO): aspartic-type endopeptidase activity
Source: RefSeq, a predicted model, not a curated record